AUGUCCUCCAAAUACCCCCAACGCAAACUCGGCAACGACCAUGUCUCAGCCCAAGGCCUCGGCUGCAUGGGCAUGUCCUUCGCCUACACCUCCAACGGCGGCUACGACGACACCGAAUCCGCCAAAGUCCUGACCCGCGCCGCCGACCUCGGCAUCACCUUCUGGGACACCAGCGACAUCUACGGCCCGCACACCAAUGAGAAGCUCAUUGGCAAAUGGUUCGCCGACAACCCGGGCCGGAGGAAGGAGAUCUUCCUUGCGACGAAGUUUGGGAAUAUGCGUAGCCCGGAUGGGAAGCCCGGUGUGAGGGGUGAUCCGGAGUGGGUGAAGGAAGCGUGUCGGCAGAGUCUGGAGAGACUGGGGGUCGAGACGAUUGAUUUAUACUACCAGCAUCGGGUGGAUGAUAAGGUGCCGAUUGAGGAGACGGUGAAGGCGAUGGUUGAGUUGAAGAAUGAAGGGAAGAUUAGGUAUUUGGGUUUGUCGGAGUGUUCGGCAACGACGUUGAGGCGGGCGUGUAAGGUGCAUCCGAUUGCGGCGGCGCAGAUGGAGUUUAGUCCGUUCGCGCUGGAGAUUGAGUCGGAGCAGACCAAGUUUUUGGAGACGGCGAGGGAGUUGGGUGUGAUGAUUGUGGCGAUCAACCAUCCGAGGUUCUCUGAGCAGCAUUUCGGGGAUAAUUUGAAGCUGGUGGAGAAGCUGGAAGAGAUGGCGAAGAAGAAGAACUGCACGGUGGGACAACUGGCGUUGGCUUGGGUUCUGGCACAGGGGGAGGACUUCAUCCCCAUCCCAGGGACGAAGCGCGUCAAGUAUCUCGAGGAGAAUGCAAAGGCGAUUGAUGUGACGUUGACCAAGGAAGAAGAGUUGGACUUUAGGAAGGCCGUCGAGAGUGUUGGUGGCGGGAAGGGCGAGCGCUAUCCACUGGCCAUGUUGGCUCGCUGCUUUGGUGACUCGCCAGAGUUGAAGUAG
Cyphellophora attinorum is the source of this 963-nucleotide messenger RNA. RefSeq names its product Aldo-keto yakc [NADP(+)]. The record is from RefSeq and is a predicted model, not a curated record. Lineage: Eukaryota; Fungi; Ascomycota; Eurotiomycetes; Chaetothyriales; Cyphellophoraceae. The coding region runs from base 1 to 963 and encodes 320 amino acids. The transcript is spliced from 3 exons. Gene Ontology annotation, cellular component: cytoplasm.